Molecule: messenger RNA, 1807 nt
Organism: Cajanus cajan (pigeon pea)
Lineage: Eukaryota; Viridiplantae; Streptophyta; Magnoliopsida; Fabales; Fabaceae
Biological process (GO): regulation of DNA-templated transcription
Molecular function (GO): zinc ion binding; DNA binding
Source: RefSeq, a predicted model, not a curated record
UUGGUUUCCCCCUCAUUGUUUGGUUUAACGUGACUUUGGGGAUUUUUUUUCAAUGGAAGCGGAGAGUCGUCGGAAAGUUGAGGACAUGGUGUUGGACAUACUGAAGAAAUCGAACAUAGAAGAAGCCACUGAAUUCAGCAUCCGAGUCGCUGCUUCCGAGCGCCUUGGCAUCGACCUCUCCCACUCCACCGGUAAACAACUCGUCAGAAACAUCGUUGAGUCUUAUCUUGUCUCCGUUGUGGCCAACGAAAAAUCCAAAAACACAGAGAAGAAGGAAGAUAUCCCCGCCAACGACGACGUACAGAAGAAGCACGAUGUUGUUGUUCCCGCCAAAGAAGGCACACAGGUGGCCAGAGUGACGAGGAAAGAUUCCGAGCGCGUUAUUUGCCAGCUGUCUAACAGGAGGAAUGUGGCGGUGAAAGCUUUCAAAGGGACAACACUGGUUUCAAUUAGGGAGUUCUAUGUCAAAGACGGAAAACUACUUCCUGGUUCUAAAGGGAUAAGUUUAUCUUCUGAACAAUGGUCAACCUUCAAGAAGAGUGUUCCUGCCAUAGAGGAAGCUAUCACAAAGAUGGAAGGGAGGAUACGAUUGGAGCAUAAUGGUAAGCAAAAUGGAGAUGCGUCAAAUGCAGUUGUUGAUGCUGCUCCUGUUGAGCCUGUCCCUACUGAGGUUGUUCAUUUUGAGGUCCCUAUUGAGGUCAUCCGUUUUGAUGGGAAGAAUUACCAAUUCUGGGCCCAGCAGAUGGAAUUACUCUUGAAACAAUUAAAGAUUGAAUAUGUGCUUACUGAACCAUGCCCAAACCUCACUGUAGAGGAAGGUGCAAGUGCUGAAAAAAUUGCUGCAGCCAAGGCGGCAGAAAGGAGAUGGCUCAAUGAUGAUUUAAUGUGUCAUCGCAAUAUCUUGAACCAUUUAUCUGAUCAUCUGUUCAAUCUGCAUGCGAACAGAAAAAUGAGUGCUAAAGAGUUGUGGGAAGAGUUAAAACUGGUUUAUCUGUACGAGGAAUUUGGAACCAAGAGAUCUCAAGUGAAAAAGUAUAUUGAAUUUCAGAUGGUUGAUGAGAAAGCAGUUAUGGAGCAAAUCCGAGAAUUAAAUGGCAUUGCAGAUUCUAUUGUUGCUGCUGGAAUGUUUCUUGAUGAUAACUUCCAUGUUAGUCUCAUCAUUUCAAAACUUCCACCAUCAUGGAAGGACUUCAGCAUCAAGUUAAUGCGUGAGGAGUAUCUACCAUUCUGGAAGUUAAUGGAACGUAUACAGAUAGAGGAAGAAUCUCGCAGUGGAGUAAAACAAGUGGGUGAACAUUACGACAGUGUAGGAUUUCACCUGGCCAAUAGAGGUGGACAGAGGAGGGUGGACAAUAGGCCACUGAGAAUGCCUAGGAACAGGUCAGAAAUUAAUACCAAGAGCAUACCUUGUAGUGUAUGUGGCAAGAAGGGACAUCUUUCUAAAAAUUGCUGGAGAAUAAAUGACAAACAAUCUAAUGAGAGGAAAGCAGAAGAGGCUGUGCAAAUACGUGUAGAAGUAGAUACUCUGGGUGCUACCCAGUAGCUGGUACUAACAUGCUUUUGUAUUUUGAACCAGGGCAUACACAAUCGUUACUUCUUUUUUGGCAGGAGGCAAGGAUGGCCAUUUUUGGGUACAGGGUUUGAUAUUUAUGUGGCACAUAACUGUCUCUAAAUUAUAGUAGUUGGUAAUAGCUUCUUUUAUUUUUGCCAUUUAGUAGCUAUAUCCGUGAUGAAUUUAAUUUAUGUCGAGCUAUUGGCUGAUUGAUUUAUUGCCCGCAUAGAUAACAUUCAAAAUUAUUUUUGAGGA